Fusarium oxysporum Fo47 is the source of this 498-nucleotide messenger RNA. RefSeq names its product NADH dehydrogenase [ubiquinone] 1 alpha subcomplex subunit 6. The transcript has 5 exons. NCBI's taxonomy places the organism in Eukaryota, Fungi, Ascomycota, Sordariomycetes, Hypocreales, Nectriaceae. Gene Ontology annotation, biological process: response to oxidative stress. The coding region runs from base 104 to 478 and encodes 124 amino acids. The record is from RefSeq and is a predicted model, not a curated record.
CGCAUCACCGCGGUGCUUUCGUGCAUCUCCCGUCGGCUUCGGGAAUCUGGGAAACGUCAGAGCAGAUUGGUUUCCGACGUCAAGAGAGCAUUGAUUGCCCACCAUGGCCAUUACGCCGACCCAGUUUGCUAAGAAGACGGCGCAGUCGGCCAAUUGGUCUGAUGCCAAGCGACGAGUGCUCUCCUCCUACCGAGAAUGGAUUCGAGCUGCCCCCGAAGUCCAAACCAUGUACAACAUGCCCAUGCCCGUCUCCGCCAUCCGAACCCGUAUGCGGCAAGAAUUCGAACGACAACGAUUUGUGAACAAGCUCUCUGUUGUAGACGUUCUUCUCUUCAAGUCCCACGCCGAGUACCAGGAGACAAUGAACUUCUGGAAGCAGACCAAUCACAUCAUGGCCUACUUCAAGGAGGAGAACUUCCGAGGUGACAAGCGACUACCAUCCAGCUUUAUGACUGGCUUCCUCGAGGGUCGCAACUAGCAACAAGGGCUUGUGUAUAU